Molecule: messenger RNA, 630 nt
Organism: Fusarium proliferatum ET1
Lineage: Eukaryota; Fungi; Ascomycota; Sordariomycetes; Hypocreales; Nectriaceae
Exons: 1
Coding region: 1-630 (209 amino acids)
Source: RefSeq, a predicted model, not a curated record
AUGGCCACCACAACUCCUGAGUCCCAUCCGAAUCUCAUUAUUCACGUCGCCGAAAAGACCAAUUCCAACAGUCCAGGAGCAGACAUCUGGCACGCUCUCGAUGCGGCCGUCGGUGCCAUAUUCCCCAACCAGCUCUUCACCAUCUUUGUCUAUGACGAGGCUACCGGUACGACGUGUCGUCUUUAUACCACGCGCAACGACGUCCAGCUCCCUGGUGCGCGUAAAAGGGUGACUCAAAGUGCGUGGUCGAAACAGGUUCUUCAAGACGGCAAGCAGUUCUAUGGGCAAUCAAUUGAGGAUAUCAAGAAAUCCUUUUCUGAGUGGGAGUUUCUGUCUACCAUUGGCUGUGAAAGCGUAUUGAACACGCCUGUUCGGAACAAUGCGACUGGUGCCAUAGUGGGAACCCUAAACAUUCUGGGCGAGCCACAUGCGUUCGAUGAGUCUCCAGCCAAGUUGGCUGUCGUACUAGGUCAACUGGUCUCAGGAACUAUUGAAAGUUGUAGAGAGGACAUAGUAUCAGUACCUUUUGGCGGGAAGGUGGAAACCGUACAGGCUCAUUACAUGGCGUUUGAUGCCGUAUGCAUGGGUGGAAUAGGUGUACCAAUGGUUUAUGAAAUGAUAUUGGAAUGA